Arabidopsis thaliana (thale cress) is the source of this 4062-nucleotide messenger RNA. Its product is annotated as Disease resistance protein (CC-NBS-LRR class) family. Gene Ontology annotation, cellular component: plasma membrane. Gene Ontology annotation, molecular function: ADP binding. The transcript is spliced from 6 exons. Bases 203 to 3352 code for a protein of 1049 amino acids. Gene Ontology annotation, biological process: plant-type hypersensitive response. NCBI's taxonomy places the organism in Eukaryota, Viridiplantae, Streptophyta, Magnoliopsida, Brassicales, Brassicaceae. The record is from RefSeq and is marked reviewed.
UAAGACUAAGUAAGAUAGGAAAUGGGUGGAUACAAAGAAGUUGUCCUUUUAAGAAAUCCAUCACGAGGAGUUGGAAAGUCUGAACCAGAGACUUUCGUGUGCUUAUCCAAAGACGACGAGAGGAGUCCCAAGAAGUCUAGCGGUAUCAAUCAAAUCUCUUCUUACUAGAGGAGAUUCCUUGGAACCAUCAAGAGGAAGCAUUAUGGCUGGGGAACUUAUUUCGUUUGGUAUACAAAACCUGUGGAACCUACUGAGUCAAGAAUGCGAGCUAUUUCAGGGAGUCGAAGAUCAAGUAACUGAACUAAAAAGGGAUCUAAACUUGUUAAGCUCUUUUCUGAAAGAUGCAGAUGCAAAGAAACAUACAAGUGCGGUGGUGAAAAACUGUGUUGAAGAGAUCAAGGAAAUUAUCUAUGAUGGAGAGGAUACAAUCGAAACAUUUGUUCUUGAGCAAAACCUGGGAAAAACAAGUGGUAUCAAGAAGAGUAUCAGAAGACUUGCUUGCAUUAUUCCAGAUCGAAGGAGAUAUGCAUUAGGUAUCGGAGGCUUAAGUAAUAGGAUCUCCAAGGUGAUCCGAGAUAUGCAGAGUUUUGGAGUGCAACAAGCUAUCGUUGAUGGUGGGUAUAAGCAACCUCAAGGUGAUAAACAAAGGGAGAUGCGACCAAGAUUUUCUAAGGACGACGAUAGCGAUUUUGUGGGGUUGGAAGCAAAUGUUAAGAAAUUGGUUGGAUAUUUGGUGGACGAAGCAAACGUUCAAGUGGUUUCCAUAACCGGGAUGGGUGGUCUAGGUAAAACCACACUUGCUAAACAGGUUUUUAACCAUGAGGAUGUUAAACAUCAGUUUGAUGGGCUCUCAUGGGUGUGUGUUUCACAAGAUUUUACCCGAAUGAAUGUAUGGCAAAAGAUCUUGAGGGACCUCAAACCCAAAGAGGAAGAAAAGAAAAUCAUGGAGAUGACACAAGAUACACUCCAAGGUGAACUAAUUCGAUUGUUGGAAACGUCUAAGUCAUUAAUUGUCCUCGAUGACAUAUGGGAAAAAGAAGAUUGGGAACUAAUCAAGCCAAUAUUUCCACCGACCAAAGGUUGGAAAGUGUUGCUUACUUCUCGAAACGAGAGUGUCGCCAUGCGUAGAAAUACAUCAUAUAUCAACUUUAAACCAGAAUGCCUAACCACUGAAGACAGUUGGACACUUUUUCAGAGGAUAGCCCUUCCUAUGAAAGAUGCAGCUGAAUUUAAGAUUGAUGAGGAAAAGGAAGAGUUGGGUAAGCUAAUGAUCAAACACUGUGGAGGGUUACCAUUGGCCAUCAGAGUGUUAGGAGGUAUGUUAGCUGAAAAAUACACAUCGCAUGAUUGGAGAAGAUUAUCUGAGAAUAUUGGAUCUCAUCUCGUGGGAGGAAGAACUAACUUUAAUGACGACAACAACAAUACAUGUAACUAUGUAUUGUCUCUAAGCUUUGAAGAAUUGCCAAGUUAUUUGAAGCAUUGUUUCCUCUACUUGGCCCAUUUUCCAGAUGAUUAUGAGAUAAACGUAAAGAAUUUGUCAUAUUACUGGGCUGCAGAAGGAAUAUUCCAACCUAGGCAUUACGAUGGAGAAAUCAUUCGAGAUGUUGGAGAUGUCUACAUAGAGGAGCUGGUGAGGAGGAAUAUGGUCAUUUCCGAAAGAGAUGUAAAGACUUCGAGAUUUGAAACUUGUCAUUUGCAUGACAUGAUGAGAGAAGUUUGUUUGUUAAAAGCCAAAGAAGAGAACUUCCUACAGAUUACCAGUAGCCGCACUUCAACUGGAAACUCUCUGUCUAUUGUCACAUCUCGCAGGCUUGUCUACCAAUAUCCUAUUACAUUAGAUGUUGAGAAAGAUAUAAACGAUCCAAAACUUCGAUCUCUCGUGGUUGUUGCCAAUACUUAUAUGUUUUGGGGAGGUUGGAGUUGGAUGCUGUUAGGUUCAAGCUUUAUAAGGUUAGAACUACUGAGGGUAUUAGAUAUCCAUAGAGCCAAGUUGAAAGGAGGGAAGUUAGCUUCUUCCAUUGGACAGCUCAUCCACUUAAGAUACUUGAACUUAAAGCAUGCUGAGGUAACUCAUAUACCUUAUUCACUAGGAAAUCUGAAGUUGUUGAUCUAUCUGAAUUUAGUCAUUUUAGUCUCCGGAUCUACAUUGGUGCCCAAUGUCUUGAAGGAGAUGCAACAACUGAGAUACCUUGCGUUACCAAAAGAUAUGGGGAGGAAGACAAAACUAGAAUUGAGUAAUCUAGUAAAAUUGGAGACUUUGAAAAAUUUCUCAACAAAGAAUUGCAGCUUGGAGGAUCUUCGUGGUAUGGUCAGGCUGAGAACGCUCACCAUCGAAUUACGUAAGGAGACGAGUCUAGAAACUCUAGCUGCAUCUAUAGGCGGAUUGAAAUACCUCGAAAGCCUUACAAUAACUGAUCUUGGUUCUGAGAUGAGGACGAAGGAAGCGGGAAUCGUAUUUGAUUUCGUUUAUCUCAAAACGCUAACGUUGAAACUGUAUAUGCCUAGGCUUUCUAAAGAACAACACUUCCCUUCUCACCUUACAACCUUAUAUCUACAACAUUGUCGGUUGGAAGAGGAUCCCAUGCCGAUUCUAGAGAAGUUGCAUCAGUUGAAAGAGCUUGAAUUAAGGCGUAAAUCUUUCAGUGGAAAGGAAAUGGUUUGCUCGAGCGGUGGGUUUCCUCAAUUGCAGAAGCUUUCAAUAAAAGGACUAGAGGAAUGGGAAGAUUGGAAAGUAGAAGAAAGCUCCAUGCCAGUUCUUCAUACUCUCGAUAUUCGGGAUUGUCGAAAAUUAAAGCAGCUUCCUGAUGAACACCUUCCUUCUCACCUUACAUCCAUAUCUCUAUUUUUUUGUUGUUUGGAGGAGGAUCCAAUGCCGACUCUAGAGAGAUUGGUUCACUUGAAAGAGCUUCAAUUAUUGUUUAGAUCUUUCAGUGGGAGGAUAAUGGUUUGCGCUGGCAGUGGGUUUCCUCAACUGCACAAGCUAAAAUUAUCUGAACUAGAUGGGUUGGAAGAGUGGAUAGUAGAGGAUGGCUCCAUGCCACAGCUUCAUACUCUGGAAAUUCGUCGGUGUCCAAAGUUAAAGAAGCUUCCUAAUGGGUUUCCACAAUUGCAGAAUCUUGAGUUAAAUGAGCUAGAGGAAUGGGAAGAGUGGAUAGUAGAGGAUGGCUCCAUGCCACUUCUUCAUACUCUAAGAAUUUGGAAUUGUCCAAAGUUAAAGCAGCUGCCUGAUGGGUUGCGAUUUAUCUAUUCAUUAAAGAAUUUGACUGUACCAAAGAGAUGGAAGAAGAGAUUGUCGAAAGGAGGAGAAGAUUAUUACAAAGUCCAACACAUUCCUUCUGUUGAAUUCUACUAGGAAUGCUCUCAGCAAUCACAGACUAUGUAUAUAUAUGUACACAUAAAGAGCUGCAUUGAUGGUGUUCGAUGAAUUGUCUAACUGUGACUAUCCUUGACGAGAUAUGUAAUCAUAAGCCUCUGUUUCCACCCAAAAUCAGGUCGGAAGAUAGUUGCAGGUAGGAAGCUAAUCAAACAAGACACCUUAUUUUUCACGACGAGAUGUUGAACCCCUGAAGAAUGUUGGACACCAUUUUGAUGGAUAAAACAUUUUCAUAGGAGAAAUGAUACUUUAUGGGAGUGUUGCGGCGAAGCUACUGAACCUUUUUGAAAGCGGUGUUGCCUAUCUUUAAGAGCGUCGGAGGUGAUAUAACUGGGAGACUCUUGAUGAGAUGUUGGCCUAUCUGGAAUACUUCCCAGUUGGGAGACCAACGGAGAUGAAUACCGUCAACAAUUCACCAACGACCCAUCUCAAGAGCUUGGACACGAGGGAGAAGGUUGGUGCCUGGUUCAAACAGUGGUGCAUCCAAAACGCAGGCCGUGUAGCAUUUUGUUUCGGGUUCUACAUGGCCAUGGCGAAGAAGGGUGACCAGUUGGAAGGUGCAUACACCCUAAAUACUAUAAAGGUUUAUAGAAGUGAUUGAUUUAUUCCAUUCAACGAUUUACAAUAUAUAUACACAAGAGAGACUUGCUGAGCACACUUAUAAUCAAUGUGAGUAUAUACAAUAUUAC